Molecule: messenger RNA, 3664 nt
Organism: Molossus molossus (Pallas's mastiff bat)
Lineage: Eukaryota; Metazoa; Chordata; Mammalia; Chiroptera; Molossidae
Gene: RPE
Product: ribulose-5-phosphate-3-epimerase
Exons: 6
Coding region: 75-761 (228 amino acids)
Biological process (GO): pentose-phosphate shunt, non-oxidative branch; carbohydrate metabolic process; pentose-phosphate shunt
Cellular component (GO): cytosol
Molecular function (GO): metal ion binding; D-ribulose-phosphate 3-epimerase activity
Source: RefSeq, a predicted model, not a curated record
UGAGCAGCCAAUCGGGGCGACGCCUUCGUCUUGCCCGGGACUCGUGAGGUAACUUGCUCUUGGGAACCAACACCAUGGCGUCUGGCUGCAAGAUUGGGCCGUCCAUCCUCAACAGCGACCUGGCCAAUUUAGGGGCCGAGUGCCUCCGAAUGCUGGACUCUGGGGCCGAUUAUCUGCACCUGGAUGUAAUGGACGGGCAUUUUGUUCCCAACAUCACCUUUGGUCACCCUGUGGUAGAAAGCCUCCGAAAGCAGCUAGGCCAGGACCCUUUCUUUGACAUGCACAUGAUGGUGUCGAGACCGGAACAGUGGGUAAAGCCAAUGGCUGUAGCAGGAGCUAACCAAUAUACCUUUCAUCUCGAGGCUACUGAGAACCCAGGGGCUUUGAUUAAAGACAUUCGAGAGAAUGGGAUGAAGGUUGGCCUUGCCAUCAAACCAGGAACUACAGUUGAGUAUUUGGCACCAUGGGCUAAUCAGAUAGAUAUGGCCUUGGUUAUGACAGUGGAACCUGGGUUUGGAGGGCAGAAAUUCAUGGAAGAUAUGAUGCCAAAGGUUCACUGGUUGAGGACUCAGUUCCCAUCUUUGGACAUAGAGGUCGAUGGCGGAGUAGGUCCUGACACUAUCCAUAAGUGUGCAGAGGCAGGAGCUAACAUGAUUGUGUCUGGCAGUGCCAUUAUGAGGAGUGAAGACCCCAGAUCUGUGAUCAACCUGUUAAGAAAUGUUUGCUCAGAAGCUGCUCAGAAACGCUCUCUUGAUCGAUGAAAGCACAAGGAGUCCAGUGUUUCUGCUUGUGAAAUCCUUUUACUGGAAAACAAGAAUAUUGACUACCAAAUCAUAUCACAACUGAGGCAGUGCUGCUUUCUGACAAAUUACUCAUUCCAGUGACUAACAUCUGUUGUGCAGAAUGGUCCAAGAGGUUAGAAAUUUAGUGAUGGAAUUUAAAGAUUAGUGUGGUGAAAUACCAUUUUUACUGGGAGACUUGAUUUUUAUAAAGAGUAAAAAUAUAGCUGUAUUAAGUAUAAACAGAAAUGUGUCUUAAUGCCUAAGGAAGGCAUAGUAGCUACUAUGAAAAAAAUGUUUUUCUCUUUUUCUAAAAAGAGUUUUCUGUUGUUUCUUGGCUGUUUUCCAAAAGCAAAAUAAGUAUGUUUUUCCUGUUUCAUGUCAUUUUUUGUCUAUAUGCGUGAUAAUAUGAGUAGAUAGAACUUAGGGAAAAUCUAAGUUUGAAUCUGGCUGGGAUUACAUAUCAUAUUCUUCUAAAACAUUAUUUUUUACUUUGCACCUUAUGUUUGAGAUAUAAAAAUAGUGUACUUUUUAAGGUGAUCUGUUCUAAAAUACAAGCAUAGAUUUUAUUAGGAUGUUUUGUUAGCUUUGCUGCAGGGGCAGGUUAUUCUGUGAUUUCCCCACCACCACCUAAUCCUUAAUCACACCCGCGUGUUUAAGGACAAAAGAUAAUGUGCUAGCUCUGAGCAAAAAGGAAAGAAAAGCCUGUAUUUGGAAGUAAAAUUAAAUUGACUUUUCCUCUUUCCAACUAUUAGACCUUAGCAAAACAAAUCAACCAACCUCUUUGAGCUUCUAUUAACUGAUUUAUACAUUAAAUGUAAUUAUAAUAACUGUGCAGUGUUGUGUUGUGGGUUAAGAGAUACUAUUAUAUCUGUAAAGCUUCUGCUACUGUUCCUAGAACUGUAGCAUAGAAUUGAGGAUGCUCAGUACAAAGUAGCUCUCAUAAAGUUUGUUUUGUAGGUCAUCAAGUACUUUGAUAUAAUCUCAUUAAAUCUACAAAUCACUCCUGUGAUUGGGCAGACAGGUAUUUUUGUCCCCGUUUUGAGAAAUGAAGACCAGCAAAGCUCAGCAAGAGCUGCUAGCAUGGAGAGGAUCCACUAGGGCGUAGGAUUUCUGGUUUGUACCCUUUACAGAUGGAGGCCGUGGGAGGUGGAUUAGGUAAAGGAAACUUCUUUUACUUAAUAUUGUCUUAUUUCCAGUCUAACUUGACCCUGUAGCAGAACAAGAUGACUGAGGAUAUCCUGGAACCCUGGAUUUUGACCCCAAGGAUAUUUAUUUUAUUAACCCAAGAAGGAACAGGUAGGCUAAGAGAUGGCAAGGUACAUAAUCAGUCCAUAAACUAAAGAUUUAUCAUUGUGUCCCAAAUUAUACUUUGACAACAAAUAUGUGUCAGCCACUUCAUUAUUGCGAAUACUUUUGCUAUGUAAUACAUAUGGCAAGAAAUAACAGGACCAGUGUCAUUAAACUUCUUUAGACUGUAAGUUUUAAGAAAAAAAUUGAAAAGUAAGAAUAUCAAUUCCUGUGUAUGGUAUAGAGUUUUCUUGGUUUUAUUCUACAUUACAAGGUAAAAAUAGGUUUCUUAAUGUUUAUUUUACUUAGGAAAGUUUUCUGCCAUGAAUAGGUGGCGUUUAAUCAAACCAGACAACACAAGGCAUAUAGAAAUAACUUUAAUUAAAAAACUUAUGUAGAAGAUUAUAAUAUGAGACAUGACAGAAAGAUUUGAGUUUAUUUGCCUGGACAACUUUGGGUUUGUCUGGCUUUUUUCUUUUUAAAAAAAUAAAUGUACAGUAAAACUACAAGCAAAAAUCUGUCAGUAUUGAAUUUGAUUUUUUUUCUUCUUUAAAGGGACUAGCAUAAUUUCCAGUCCCUAACAAAACAGUGUCAAAUCCCCCAAGUCUAGGCCAGAUGGCCAGGAUUGUCAGUUAUAUGGGUACUACAACUUGAAUAACCUUUUUUACAUGAGAAAAAAACGAUUCACAUAAAUUGUCCUCAACUUUUACAGAGAAAAAAAAAAAUGAUGUAGUAGCUUCAAAAGGAAUUUUCCUUAAUGUACACUCCAAUAUCCAAUAUUGAAAAUAUUGGAGCAUUAUCUUUAGAAAAGUUUUAAUUCUCACUCCAGGAUACAAGAAUAGAUGCUUAUUUGAAUAGAGUAAACUAUGGUAAAGAAUGACCAAAUUAACUAGAAAUACAAUCAUAUUUUUUAUACUGACAGAACUUUCCUGUGUGUUGCUUAUUUUAAGUUAGUGUCUUUUCUUUAUGAAAUACAUGAAGUAGAUAACACUCGUUUUAAAAGAGGUGAUAGUUUUAAAAACACCAAUGUUUAACUUUGCUUGUCUUAUUCUGUUAGGAGUGCAUAGAAAAUGAUCUGUUUAGUCCAACAGAUAUCAGUGAUUUCAAAUAAAGGAAUAUGUGUUACCUGGUAUAGAAAUUUCCAUAAAUAACUUCUAUUGUUCAAAUGUUUUUAAAAAUCCCUCUUUAUAGUCAAGACUUUUAGGUAUCCAUUAUCAUUGGAAACCUGUGCUGCUUUAUUUAUAGUGCAGCUUAUAUUUCAUGGGGUAGUUCACACGUGCAUUUUUUAGUGCUACCUGCCAGUGUGCAUGUGUGUGUGUAUAUAUGUAUACUCUGUACACACUCUUGUGUACAGAAAAAAGAAGAGCUGUCAUUUGGUGCACAGGUAUGUGUGUGUGUAUAUGUAUGUAUGUGUGGGUGUAAAAAUCUUUUUAAAAUUAUUUACCCAGUAAUGUGAUUUGACAUCAAAUUGUAGCAGUUAAUUUUUUGGUGCUUAUGAUUUGCAUCAUAAACACAAAUGACUAACACUUGUCUGUAAGUGAAAAGCUAGUUAGUUCCUCCUGUGGUUCAAGAAGGAAAGAGAGACAUACCUUGCC